AGUGUGAAUCGUGUAUUGUCAUUAGCGCGAGUGAACAGGUGGGAUUGCGAUGAGAACAUGCUGGGCCAAUGAAUAUGUGUCAGGCUAGACCAGUUUUACAAUGGGGUGAAAAUUACUGAUAUGACUGUGUUAUAAACAUCAAUCUGUCAAGAACUUCUGCUGCGGCGGAGAGUGAUUUUCAGUGGAGUGGUCUAUAUAUUGUUUCAAGUGGAUCGAAGUUAUGUAAGUUGCAGUGUGUCGAUCCUGUUCUGGAGGUGCUUAUUGAUGAAACAGUCUCAGGGUUUUAGCGUUGCAAAACUUUUGGACAAACUCUGGACACUUGUCAAAGUUGAGAUAUCAGUCUUGGUUCGUGACUGUUCUGGGCAAGUUCUGGUGUGUUUGUGAAGUUCUGAGGACUUUGUUCUAGAGGUACACAACCUCAUAGAGUGAGUGUAGCAGCAUGGAUUGACCACCACUCAACAUAUCUGUCACGGAUCAAGUUCCAUCACAGAUGCUGGCAAUUCUUGUGUAUAUUACUGUAUACACUUUGGAUACUGAUUUGUGUUCAGCGUGAAAACUUACGUGAGAAUGUGAUCAGCUUUAGAAAGUUUUAACAUUUGAAUUAUAUAAUAAUGUGCCGCUGUUGAUCUAGUCAAUCAGGGCUCUGUUCAAGGAACCCUUGUGAUCAAAAUCUGAUUGUGCCAAUGUUUUUUAUUAUAUUUGAGGAUUAAUAGAGUGUUAAUAGAUGAUUUUCUGAGACAGCUGAUUGUUCAUUGGAGAGUUUCAGUUAUUUGGAUUCACAAACAGUUGCACAUGUGUGGUUAUUUAUCAGCUUGAAGUUUGCAAGAUUAAUGUUUAAAUAUUUUAAGUCAUCACAGGACGUUGUGUGGGGAACGUGAAUGUCCAGCCAAGAUGACAAGCAAAGGCUUGUAGUUUGUGGAAAUGAAACAUUCCACUGGGUUGUUUGCAUAGCUUGUAGAGGAGGUUGACAUUCUUGAAUUUAAACCAAAGGAAAAUGUCAGGCUGCCAUUGAUGACAGUGGCAGAAAGGUAUGAACUACACAUUCUGUGGAUGAUGUAUAUGUGUAAUAGUUUGCGGAUCCAGCAAAUAUUUUAACACUGGAUAUAAACUGGUGUAUGAUAACAUGGACAAAAGAUGAUUCUGAGUUUGUUGUGAUACAUUCAGCAGUUUGUGAAGUGUUUCGGGCAGAAAUAUUGUAUUUGUCGUAAUACAACAGAGUUGUCACAAGAAGUACCUGGUUGAUGGGUGGAAUUGAUAUGACUCGUUAAACUUCGUUACAGAGACUGUAUAGAGUAGGGUCACAGAAGUUUGACUUUUUGUGUGAAAUGAAAAAGUACUCUCUUGUCUGAAGGCUAUCCUGGAAACAUGGCUUCCCUGUUGUGAGAUCCAGAUGUCACGUUUUGUCUGAUCACAAAAAGCUCUACAGCUGGUUAUCAUUAAUGUCCUACGGCCAAAUUUCUACUGAGAAGCCCAGAUGGUGUUGUGUGUAUAAUGUCACAGUCUGUUAUAUUCUGUAGGUUUUAUCGUUUGUUUUGUUAACGUCAUACUGCAUUGUGAAGAGUUGCAAUCCUUCGGUCAAGGUGCAGUGAAGAAACCUCAGACUUCAGUGUGAAGAGUUCCGUUUCAUUGGAUGUGGUGUUUCCCGAAAACCUCAGACUUCACUGUGAAGAAUUCCGUUUCAUUGGUUGUGGUGUUUUCGAAAAACCUCAGACUUCAGUGUGAAGAGUUCCGUUUCAUUGGAUGUGGUGUUUCCCGAAAACCUCAGACUUCACUGUGAAGAAUUCCGUUUCAUUGGUUGUGGUGUUUUCGAAAAAUCUCAGAUUUUACUGUGCAGAGUAUUUCCUUUGAUGACUCAAAUUUUAUAUGCAGGAAUUGACAAGUAGAUGUCCCUGUAAGGAGCUAUACCUCCAAGGUCAGGAGAGGGCCGUAUAAUGCACACUCCACUUUAUAGCAGAUCUAUAAUGAUGACUUGUGACGUUCCUUUACAAGAUGAAAUAGUAAUUUAUGUCUUGACAACUUGAUAAAUCCAAUAGAAAGAAAUAUUUAUAUUUUUUACAUAUAAGUUGUUUAUUCAGAUAGCAAUGACUUGGUCUUUAAAGUUUAUAUUUUCUUGUAAAAUAUUUGUCUAUUUCAUGAUGCUUGUGUAGAUGUCUGCCGUUAUGAUCACCUUCAUGAUGUAUCAGUUAGAAUUGUUCUGUCAGUAAAUACAUAGAUUGUUGACAACACUUGCUUCCAUUUGAGGUUAAAGUAAAUCCGAUUUGUCUGAGGCCAUGUUCAAUAAAUACCUCGACACGCAACCAAGAACACGAUGACCGAUAUUCCGAAUGAAUCACCCUUGGGCAAACCUUUGCACCUUGCCAUGAGACUUCACCUUCAUUAAGCGAUCAUUUAUAACAGGCUUUUGGGAAUGAAAUUUUGGAAACCCCCAUGUUAUCUUGCUUAACGUAAUCAAGGGCUUAUGUGCUGUCGUCUCAGUAGCUAAUGUUAUGUGAUGGACGUAAGUAUCGUGUUAGUGUGGUAAUUGUUGCAGGAGCCUUGUGGUAACGACUAAGAGAAUCAAUGAUAGGAUCAUUUGAUGUAAUCUGGAUGAGUAGUUUAAUGCCUGUCUGAUGUCUGUCAAUGAGAUCCUUUCUCUGGUACUGAUGGACUGUGUGUUGUCAGUAUGAGGAAUGAGGCUAAUAGCAUGCAGAUAAAACCUAUUUUCUGGAAAUUGAUAUGUAUUUGUGACCGGCAUAUUGAGUAUUUUUUUACAUUUUUAUAUAUUUGCCUGUGUUGAUCGUCAUAUUUAUGCUCUGUGUGCCAGUGAUAUGUACAUGCAAGUAUUGAACAGUUUCUCUGAAAGAUGUGGAUAUUGAUCAGAUAUUGUAAAUAUAGGUUAACUUUCCUUAAUAUUUGUUUUGUUAUUUGAAACUGAACUGUUGCAUUCAUUAUUAGGCCUUGAUGUGUUUGAUGAUACUGACAAAUUGUUAGAAAAUUACAAGAACUUGUGAGAAAGAUGACAUAGUGAAUGUAUAAACAGUACUCAUAUUUUUGUCUGAGAUGAUAACUCAUGCAUGAGAUGAUAGUUGUGAUAUGUCUAUGAAUUCCCUUGGCAAUUUCGGGAAUAGUCUCAGUUAGACUUUCUUGUUCUGUCCAUACAACCGUGUGAUACGACCUUUAUCCAGCAUCGUGAUACUGAGUUUAUCCAUUUGUGCCUUCCUCCAAGACAUGCCAUGUGGAAUCGAUACCACCUGUUACACCAGGGAAACACCAACUGACGUUAACGUGCAACCAGUCAUUAAUUCAACAGCUAAAAUUACUUCUCCAGAAACCCUGCAGACUUCAACCUUGGCUGAAAACGGUUCUAGCACAACACUGCUUCCCAAUCUGACCACCGUCCACUCAGCAAUAAAAUCAGCUCAAAAUACUACAGAACCCUUUCCCCAAAUCCCCAAUGUUGAACUGAGUUUGAUCCUGACUGCUGCCGUCUUGACAACAAUGUGUAAUCUAGUUGUUCUCAUUGCAUCCAAGUUCACAAGUGGAGGCAAAAGUCCAACCCUAGUGUUCAUCCGAAGCUUGUGUGUCAGUGAUUCUUUGAUCGGCAUUUACGGACUCUUCAAAAUUGUGAUGUAUAUGUCCAUGGACAAACUUCUUGUGAACUUCUUCCUGGCUGAGAGCUUGUUCUUCACAGCAUCCUUGGCUUCGGGAUUGUCUCUUUUGUCACUGAACAUCGACAGCUGCAUGAAGCUUGCGGAACCUUUGAACUAUGGACAUCCGAUGGACAAGAAGAAUGUGAUCACAGUGAUGGUGAUGCUGUGGAACUUGUCCUUCGUUAUCGGGUUUCUCCCUCAGAUGGGAUGGUGUCAGACCAACGGGAAGUUCCAUGUGUUGCGAUUCUUCGUCUUUCAUCCUUGGCAUUACCUUCUGUUUUUCUCUCUGAUAUUGAUAGUUAUUUUUGUGUCGAACAUCCUCAUCACUGUGUACAUGAAGAAGAAGAUCACGCUGAUUCAGUCACAUCGCAGCUUCCUGUCGCCGAAUAGUACCAAGUUUCAGAAAUAUCACACCUUGGUGAUAACGGCAGUAAUCGACAUGGUUUUGUGGGUGUUGUGUUAUUUGCCAUUUUUUGCCUACCUGGCUGUUUACUGUGAUGUGUGUUAUUUCAAGGGCAGGAUGGUUGCCGAGAGGAACAUUGUGUAUUUUAUUCCAAUAUUCCUGACAAAAUCUUUCAUCAGUGGCAUAGUCCAUGGGUACAGAACUGCACAGAUUCAUGAAGUCAUGACAAGGUUUUCGCGCAGCUUUUCAAGGAUUGUACAGAGCUCGCGUAAAAGGAGUCAGAAAGCUGUUGGUAUGAUUUCCAAUGGACAGAACAAUAACCAUAAUGGUGAAAGCCAGGAGCAGGAAGCUGCCCAGUCUAACGCUGAACUGACGCAGUCUACGACACGUAGCAUGGUGAGCGAUGAUAUCGAAGUCAUCUCCUCCCAGAUGACACUGUAUAGUACUGUUAAUAGCUCUGAAGCCAUUACCAGUGAGAUCACCAGGUUGUAGGUCAUGAUGAAUCGUACCUUUUGUCCUUGACCUUGAAUGACCUCUGACCUUGUACAGGAUACCUCACAAUAGGUUGAAGUCAUCAAAUGUGAGAUAACCAGAUUGUAGGUCAUCGUGUAACAGCCCAUUUGUCCUUGACCUUGAAAUGACCUCUGACCUUGUACAGGAUACCUCACAAUAGGUUGAAGUCAUCAAAUGUGAGAUAACCAGAUUGUAGGUCAUCAUGUAACAGCCCAUUUGUCCUUGACCUUGAAAUGACCUUUAGCCUAGUAUGAUACAGCUCCCAAAACACUGAAGGCAUCAGAUGUGAGAUGACCAAGUUGUAGGUCAUGGUUAACCAGACAUUUUGUCCUUCACCUUGUAUUAACCUUUGACCACUAACAGAUCACUUCAGUAUUGAUUUGAGAAAGAUUGUUUGCUAUCAAGACAAAUCAUGUACAUACAUGCAUUUUUCGAAGAUAUUUUCAUAAUGUCCAUGAUUUAGUAUGUUCAUUAAUAAAGCAAUUAUGACAAAUCAAAGGAGAUUAAUUAUGUUUUUUCCCCAGACAGUUUUCAUAAAUUGGUUUGCAUAAUUUGAUAAAACUGU
This is a messenger RNA of Haliotis rubra (blacklip abalone), 5110 nucleotides long. RefSeq names its product adenosine receptor A2b-like. Gene Ontology annotation, cellular component: membrane. The record is from RefSeq and is a predicted model, not a curated record. NCBI's taxonomy places the organism in Eukaryota, Metazoa, Mollusca, Gastropoda, Lepetellida, Haliotidae. Gene Ontology annotation, biological process: G protein-coupled receptor signaling pathway. Bases 3208 to 4524 code for a protein of 438 amino acids. The transcript has a single exon. Gene Ontology annotation, molecular function: G protein-coupled receptor activity.